Messenger RNA from Plutella xylostella (diamondback moth), 1295 nucleotides. RefSeq lists its product as uncharacterized. The record is from RefSeq and is a predicted model, not a curated record. Lineage: Eukaryota; Metazoa; Arthropoda; Insecta; Lepidoptera; Plutellidae.
CACUCGGGCGUGUUCUGGCAGAUGUGCGCAGUGUCGGCGGCGCAGCGGGCGAGCAGCAAGCACCGCUCCGCCGACAUCGUCGCCGCGGGGGGCCGAUACGACGUCCUAAUCGACGAGUUCUGCGUGGUCUCCCGCUCCGUACAAUCAGCUUCAACCCGGCAGGCGAGCGGCGCCGCGGGCUGCUCCAUGUCGCUGCAGCGCAUGGCCGCCGUGCGCGCCGGGGCAGCUGGCACCGACCAGAACCCCUCAAUCUGCGUGUGCGUGUGGGGUACGGUCGGCAACAGCCGCGACGGGCACCGCGCCGCGAGACGAGCGCAGCUGGCCCGCGAGCUGUGGGCCGCCGGGCAUGCUGUCUGUACCCUGGAGUGUAAGAGUGCAACGGAAGCUCAUGAGUUGAGCGGUGCUUCGAUAGUGCUGCUAGAUGAAGAUAAUUACUUUUGCGCUAUCUGCUGGGAUGAUAAUAGAGUACGAGAACACAGGCUGCCCUACAUUGAAGUGCUAGACUUUGUGAAGCAAAAACUUGGCCCCGAUUCAGUGAAAAGCCCGGAAGGCAACUUCGGUAGAACGAUAAGUUGGAGCGACGAGAGCCGAGACCGCGACAAGUCUAGUCCAAACAUUUCUGUCACCUUCAUUACUUCUAGCGAGAAGAUGACUAGGAACUCGAGGCGAUUGUGUGAAAAUCAGAUAAACACACAAAUCACGUCAUCCCUCCUCCGUCUCGGCGUGACGCAGCUCAGUCGCUCCCGCGUGUGUGUGCUGGCGCUGGCCUGCGAGGCGGCUUGCGUCAGGUCUCUAGCGGCUAAUCUAGACCUGCCUAGUCACUCUAGGGAGCUGUUGGGGGCCGCUAGUUGUACUAUUAACAGCUUCCCGCGCCGCCGCAAGAUCAUAGAGGAAACAGUAGAAGAACUAAUCACAAUGACGUCGACACAGAACAACCAAUCGCGGGCCUCGGAAGAGGUGGUUCUAUACGCGCUAUAUUCUAUACCGGAUGCGGUAUGUCGACUGCUUGUGUGACAAGGUGUUUUACAAUUUGUCUAUGGUGCGUUCAUUCUAUUGUUGUUUACUGCCAGUAUCAUUUGAUUUAUUUAUCUAUGACGGAUAGUUACGUUUUGUUAAAAUGUUAUCUACUAAAAUUACUUUCUUAUCUUCGGUAGACUAGAGAUUCAAUAACUGUACCAUAAAAAAACAGAAGUGUAUUGAAAUAGCCUUCUGUCUCGGGUGCCAAGCCUUUGACUGGGUGUUUUUUCCUUUAAAUAUUUCUAUACUUAAUACAAUUUGCGUGAGAUUUAUAAAUA